Messenger RNA from Pieris macdunnoughi, 1128 nucleotides. The record is from the annotation of a GenBank genome assembly. NCBI's taxonomy places the organism in Eukaryota, Metazoa, Arthropoda, Insecta, Lepidoptera, Pieridae.
AUGCGUUUAACUACUGAACAGAGACCAAAUGGAACACGUAGUAAAACUACCAAAAACCUUCUUUCCCAUCCCACGAGACGAAACGGAAUUGCUUCAAUCUCGUCUGGUCCCGGGAGCCUAAGUUUAAUUCAGACCAGAGUGUCAGAUGACAUCGGCUACGUGAUAUAUUCUGCACUGGGCAGCUUUUACAUCCCGUCCUGCAUCAUGGUGUUUGUUUACAUCAGGAUAUACUACGCUGCCAAAGCUAGGGCGAGACGAGGGAUCAGGAAGAAUCCAAGACCAAGAUCUAAUGACCAGCAAACAAGUUUCUCAAACGCGCCAAAGGGGUCGAACCCUAUGCCUUCUUCGUCUUUAACGAUGCCUGCGGGAGUUGACGGUAGUCAUUCUAAUAAUAAUAGGGAAACACAAAUAUCGACAAUAGAAACGCAGCAAGUUCCCAUACCUACAGUGACAUGCGAUUUUGCAUCUGACAUAUCCACUAGCGAGGCUGCCGACCAAGCUCCAACUCCUGAUGAUAGAAAGGAUACACUCAAGGUGGUUACAUCAGCUCAAGUAACGAGAAAUCCUUUAGCCGCGUGUGCCUAUAGACACUCAACUCUUUCCGUAAACGGUGAGCUUGCUCUACAAUCUCAACGUUGCCGUGCUGCCAGCGUCGCCAUAGACACCGACAUGGUCUCCGAACUGGAGCCUUCGUCAUCGGACUCAGGAGUUGCCACACGCUGUGCAGUGGUCAAACCACUCAAACUUCGAAUAUGUCAGCCUAUUUUUGGUAAAAAGUCUGACCGAAAACAAGAAAAGACGCUACCCUCAAAGUCAGAACUGGAACCAGCGUUACCGAAACAGCAUAAACCGAGGGAUCCUGAAAGGGAAAAGAGACGAUUAGCAAGGAAAAAAGAAAAACGAGCCACGUUGAUUCUAGGUCUAAUCAUGGGCAGUUUCAUUGCUUGUUGGCUGCCGUUUUUCUUUUUGUAUAUUUUGAAGGCUGCGUGUAGAUGGUGUGUUAUUCCCGGGAGUGCGUUCGCGAUCGCCUUCUGGUUAGGCUAUAUGAACUCAGUUUUAAAUCCUGUUAUCUAUACGAUAUUUAAUAAGGAUUUCCGAAGGGCGUUCAGGCGGAUACUGUUCAAGUGA